GACGUUUUCAAACUGCUGCUUACAAUACGCACAAGAUGAGAUCAUUUAAAAAUAGCCGCGCGACCGAACGCUAACAACAGUGAGCGGCAUUGUCGGGAAUCGAAGGACGCAUUUCGGGUGACAUACGACUUCUGGAAAUAGUCGUCAGGCGUAUGAUAGCCCGAGACCCCCCCCCCCCCCCCCCCCCAAAAUGGGUUUUAUUGACGCCGCCGUGGGCGGAACCGAUCGUUCUGAGCGGUCGCCAUUGACGGUGGCGAGCGAUUGAGAAAGGCUGGUUAAAAACGGCAUGAGUUGAGUUAUUUAAAACCCCGACCGGAGAACAAGGUUCAUUUGUGCCGCCGCAACCCCUGGAGCAGGCAGAAAAGGACUUCAGGAGCGAGACGCCGAUUGGCCGCUCGGACAGAAAGGGGCGGUCCCGCUGAAUUAGCGAGAGACGCUAAAGGCAGACGUCCCGCAGUGAUCAAACCCGGGGUGAUCUGACAGCCGGUCGUUUGAAGUGAUUGUCGCGCUCCGCUACAUGAAGGCCUCCACCCCCCCACACUCCCCCGCCCACCGGCUUUGGGCCUAAUGAGUUCACUUAGGGCCCUUUAGAAGGACACCGAGUCAACACGGAGCCACGAGAGCAAGAGGAGAGCAGACUCGGAUGCCUAAACUUAUCUCGCUGCUCCGCGCCGACAAACCCGAUCUGAAGAUUUUUUGAGAAUGCCACACUUAUCUGACUGCGGCUACUACGCGAUGCGGGAUGCGACCAGAGCUUCCAACGUCCAGAGCCAACUGGAGAACACCAAGUUCCACCUCCAUCAGAGCCAGCAGGUCAAGCAGUACCUGACGCUGGGCUCCAAGUUGGCCUCGUCGACGGCCCACCCCCGCCCCCACCCCCACCCCCACGGCCCCGGCCAGCCUCUGCCCACCGUGCCCGUCAUGCGCAACGUCGACGACCCCAACAGCCCCGGCGCCCUGAUGGCCAUGGCCAACCACGACAGCGAGUUCCCGAUGGAUGAAGUGAUUGACGACCUGAUCAGUCUCGAAUCGGGCUUCAAAGAUGGAGGCCUGGAUUGCAUGGAGUCCAACAUCCUCAUGCAAAACAAUGUGUCCCUCAGUAGCAGCAUGCUGGACGUGUAUGGGGGUGAACAAGGUACGAACCCCCCUAAUGGUGGACUGAGUCCCACAUCUAACCCCACAAAGCUCACAGUAAAAAGGGAAUCCACAGAGCACGACACGCGGGUCAUGGCCAAGGAACGGCAGAAAAAAGACAACCACAAUCUAAUCGAAAGAAGACGAAGAUACAACAUCAACUACAGGAUCAAAGAGCUGGGGACGCUCAUACCAAAGUCAAACGACCCGGACAUGCGCUGGAACAAAGGCACCAUCCUGAAGGCCUCGGUGGAGUACAUCAGGUGGCUGCAGAAGGAGCAGCAGCACGCUCGCGAGCUGGAGAGUCGCCAGAAGAAACUGGAGCAGGCCAACAGGAGGCUGAUCCUCCGGAUUCAGGAACUUGAGAUCCAGGCCCGGGCGCACGGCCUCCCCAACCUCGCCACCUCGUUGGUGACGACGGAGCUGAAUUCGCACCUUCUCAAGCAGCAGCAGUCGUCGCCUCACGCCCCGCAGCAGCCCCCGCUCUACCAGGAAGACCCCAACGGCGAUUACCUCGAGCCGAUAUCCGCCCCCGCGCCAUCAGGCCCGCAGGACCACGCGUCGGGCGCCGACGGCUGCGCCGCCUUCUCCGACCCGCUGUCGCACUUCAGCGAGAUUUUCGGCGCCGCGCUCAAGGGCGAGCAGCGGCUGGACCAGAUCCUGAUGGACGAGGCGCUGUCCCCGUUCGGCGCCGACCCGCUGCUGUCGUCCGGCUCGCCCCGGGCCACGUCUAAGGGCAGCAGCCGCCGCAGCAGCUUCAGCUCAGGGGAGGGCGACGACCUCUAAUCCCCCCCCCCAUAAAAAAGAGCGACCUCCUUCCCUUUCCUGUAUGUUUCGUACAGCCCGCGGACCUCCCGACCUUUACGGCAUCUCUGCCUCGCGCAAAGAGCAGAAACAGACUCGCACGAAAGAAAAAGGGAGAAACUGAAUUUUUUUGGGGGGGGGGUCACACUGUAGGAGCUGCAAAAAAACUGCCGAGACCCCGCCCACACACUGUUUUUAUUAUUAUUUGUUUUCCAAUUCGGGCGAUUCCGACGUGCCUUAUUCAGUCCACGCCAGGGAUGGGCGACUCCAAUGCUGGAGGGGUGGUGGUGGGGUGCAGUGGGUGGGGGUGGGGGGGCACAAUUUUUCAUCAGGGCUAAUAAGGGGCCGCAUUGGACGACAGUUGCCCGUCCCUGGUCUAAGCUACGCCGUCACCGUCAUGCCUAACACUGUGCCUUUUCUCUGCGUUUUUUAAUUUUUUUUUUACAUAUAUAUUUAUACAUGCUUAAUCCGUGUACUCAUAAAAUAUAUUUACAAUACACUGUAUAAUAUCUAACAUGCAACUUUUUUUUUAUUCACAGUAGGGGUGGGGAAGACUAUAAUAAACCCCCAUUUUUUUU
Messenger RNA from Hippocampus zosterae (dwarf seahorse), 2516 nucleotides. It is a transcript of the gene tfec, whose product is annotated as transcription factor EC. Gene Ontology annotation, molecular function: protein dimerization activity; DNA-binding transcription factor activity, RNA polymerase II-specific; RNA polymerase II cis-regulatory region sequence-specific DNA binding. The transcript is spliced from 8 exons. Bases 703 to 1920 code for a protein of 405 amino acids. Gene Ontology annotation, biological process: regulation of transcription by RNA polymerase II. NCBI's taxonomy places the organism in Eukaryota, Metazoa, Chordata, Actinopteri, Syngnathiformes, Syngnathidae. The record is from RefSeq and is a predicted model, not a curated record. Gene Ontology annotation, cellular component: nucleus.